AUGGCUGAACAACACACUGGAUAUAAAUGUGUUGAUAUGUAUGCUGAGGAUGUUGCAGAGCUGAGAGCAGAUGAUCAAGACAUCUGGCUUGGGGAUGAUGAAGGAGUAGAUGAUGAAGGAGUAGAUGAUGGGAAUUAUGAAGAUUUCCUUGAAGAUCCUACUGAUGAUGACAACUCACCUACAGAACUAGAUGAUAAAGGCAAAGGCAAAGCUCCUGCAGAAGAAGAAGAAGAAGCAGAGGAUGUGGAUGAGGUGGAUAGUGCUGAAGGCUCUUCUGAAGAUGAAGAUUACAAGCUGCCACCAGAGGAAGACAGCAGUGCAGAGGAUGAAGAAGCUUUGCAGUAUAGGAACUAUGCUAGGGAGAUUAAGAGAAACAUUAAGGCAAAGAAGUUAGGGAUGCAUGCCAAGCCAAUUGGUGAAAUAAGGGCAGAGGACUUAGUUGAUGAAGUACCAAACUUGGAUGAACCUGGAAGUCCUUUUCUUGACUCUAGUGAGGACUACUCAUAUGAGGAGGACAGUGAUGGGGAGAUCAGAAGGUGGAAGACAUUGGAAAAUAGGUUUGACCAUAAGGCAGAGGUUCCAGUUUUCUCACUUGGCAUGGCUUUCAUUGACAGCAGGCAGUUCAAGAAUGCCCUUGUCAAGUAUGGACUUAAGGCACACAAAUCACUGAAGUUUGACAUAGAUGAAAAGUUGAGGGUGAGGGCAAAAUGUGACUGGAUUGGGUGCAAUUGGAUGAUAUAUGGGUCAAAGACUACAAGGUCUCAGUGGUUUAAGGUGGUCACAUUUUCAGAUGUCCACACUUGCCCACCCAGGAGGGACAACAACCUAGUGACCUCCACUGUAAUUGCUAAGCACUAUUACAAUCAGAUCAAAGACAACCCUACCUGGUCUGCUGGUCUCAUUAAGGCUGCUGUGCUCAAGGAUUUUCUUGCUGAUGUGUCUAUCUCAAAGUGCAAGAGGGCCAAGUCUCUGGUGCAGAAGCAAGCACUUGAUGCUAUGUCAGGAGAGUACAGCAGGAUAUAUGACUAUCAGUUAGAGCUACUUAGGUCCAAUCCUGGUAGUACUGUGGUUGUCUACCUGGUCCCUGACAUAGAGGGCAACCAAGUCUUUGAGAGGUUUUAUGUUUGUUUUGAUGCUCUGAAGAAAGGCUUCUUGGCUAGAUGUAGAAAGGUUAUUGGCCUGGAUGGUUGCUGGUUCAAAGGUGCUCACAAUGGUAAUCUGCUGUGUGCAAUAGGAAGAGAUGCAAACAACCAGAUGUACCCAAUAGCUUGGGCUGCAGUUCCAAUAGAAAACUAUGAUAGUUGGUACUGGUUUUUGUCCUUGCUGCAGAAGGAUCUCAAUAUCAACAAUGGAGGGCUUCAGUGGGUGGUAAUCUCAGAUCAGCAGAAGGGUCUCUUGAAGGAAGUCAAAGAGUUAAUUCCUGCUGCAGAACAUAGAAUGUGUGCUAGGCACAUCUAUGCCAACUGGAGGAAGAAGUAUACCGACAAGAAACUACAGAAGAAAUGGUGGAGGUGUGCCAAAGCCUCAAACAGGGUGCUUUUCAAUGUGUACAGGGCCUACCUUGCUCAAGACACUCCUGAGGGUGCAGCAGACAUGAUGGCAACGUCACCAGAGCACUGGAGUAGGGCUUACUUCAGGCGUGGCAACAACUGUGAUUCAGUGGAUAACAACAUGUGUGAGAGCUUCAACCAUAGCAUCAUGGAAGCCAGAUUCUACCCAGUGAUUUCUAUGUGUGAGGCCAUAAGAAAGAAGCUGAUGGUUAGGAUACAAGAGAAUAGAGCAAGAGCUGACAAGUGGACUUGUAACAUUUGUCCAAAUGUUUUUAAGAAGCUGAAGAUGAACAUUGAGUUAUCUGGCAAGUGUAUUGUGUUAUGGAAUGGGGCAGAUGGUUAUGAAGUCCAAGACUGGGAAGACAGGAAGUAUAUUGUGAAGUUGCUCACUAGGGAAUGUAGUUGUGAGUACUGGCAGCUCUUAGGGUUGCCAUGUUGUCAUGCUAUUAGCUCAAUCUACAAAGGGCACCAGAACUUGGAAGAUUACAUUGCUUCUUGUUUCAGCAAAGAAGCAUACAUGAGGACCUAUGAGCAUGUUUUGAUGCCUGUAGAGGGUGCAGCAAAUUGGCCAAUAUCUGACAUGCCUAGGCCACUUCCACCAGCAUAUGUGAAGAUGCCUGGAAGGCCCAAGACACAGAGGAAGAGGGAGGAAUGGGAACAACCUAAAGGAGUAAAGUUGAGCAAGGUUGGUAUCAAAAUAACUUGCAGGUUGUGUGGCAAAGGUGAUCACAACUCAAGAAGGUGUCCCAAAACCCCCCAAGCUUCCAACAAAAACAUGGCUCACAUCACCAGAGAGAAGAAAAGGAAGAGAAAGGAGGCAGAGGCAGCAGGUGCUGGGGCAAGUGCUGGCACCAAGAAGACAACAACUAAGAAGGCAAAGUCCAAAGCAAGUGCUCCUCCAACCUAA
Sorghum bicolor (sorghum) is the source of this 2457-nucleotide messenger RNA. RefSeq lists its product as uncharacterized. Lineage: Eukaryota; Viridiplantae; Streptophyta; Magnoliopsida; Poales; Poaceae. Gene Ontology annotation, molecular function: zinc ion binding. The transcript has 3 exons. Bases 1 to 2457 code for a protein of 818 amino acids. The record is from RefSeq and is a predicted model, not a curated record.